CAAAAAGGGAAUGAGACUUGUGUCUUUUCAACCAGAUUUAUCGGUCAAUUCCUCAAAUGCAAUCGAAUUCCAUCCUUUCUACUACUUGCGAUAUGUUCAAGGAAAUACUGUACGGUGAGCCUAAUCAUCCAAAUAAAAGUCGAAUCAAGUGUAGUUUAUGGCAUUCGAUGUCUAAGAAAAAUAUAUAGCUAUGUACAAAUGAUUUAUUUCUUGCUUUUUUCAGGAACCCUUCCCCUUCAUAAGCAGGCUAGUUUUAAGAAAUAGAGAUUUGACAAAUGGGUUUGUGAAGCAUUUCCCUAAAAAGUUAGCAUGAUCUUUCCAUCUUUGAAUUCUUUUUAUUUUCUAAAAUAUGAAUCGUUAAUUCCCGCUACAGAUUGUCUUCAGUGAGCUACCAAAUCUCCCAUAUUUCUCCAUCUACUAAACACCUUUACUUUAUAUAUUCUCCAACUGCUAUGAGGUAGGAGACAAACCACAUAAACUGGAAUUGAUUAAAAAGAAAAUUGCAUCUUUUUCGUAUUUAUGUUGAAUUCAUUCAGCCAUUGGCCGUACAAAUCAUGCUUUUCUGCGCGGUCGAGCUGGAGACGGUUCUUUAGUCAAAAUGUAGUCUCUAUCAGACCUUUAAGCCGAUCUUUUUUUUUAAAAAAGAAUAUUAAAUACAAUUCUGUACCUUUUUCAUCUCCAAGCUCACCUGAUCCUCAAAUUUUGAACUUUUUACAGAAGCGUAUUCAAACGGCUCCUCGCUUCCCCAAGCCAAGCGCUUUGCUGGAGCUUGGCAAACCAAGGUUAACGGUUUUGGUUGUCUUAACAACUAUGUCAUCUUAUGCCUUGGCUCCAUAUCCUGGUCUCUCGUUUGGUACUCUUGUGUGGUUAACCAUGGGCACUGCCCUUUGCAGUGUAAGUGCGAACGCGUUCAACCAAUGUAUGGAACCAACCCUUGAUUGUCAGAUGGCACGUACCCGAGGGCGUCCGAUUCCCCGUGGUGCUGUCCGUCCUGAAUAUGGUUGGUUAUUUGCUACUACCACCGGAAUUUUGGGCACUUCCAUGUCUUUUCUAGUAAACCCCGUUGUUGGUUGGUUAGGUUUGACCAAUAUAGUACUAUAUAUGGGAUUUUAUACCCCCAUAAAGCGUAUCUCAAUUAUCAAUACAUGGGUCGGAUCAAUUGUAGGUGCGAUGCCUCCUUUAAUGGGAUGGGCUGCCUGUUCUGGAGGUGAUCUUUCCCAUUCUGGUGCAUUCUUUACAGCCGCUAUUCUCUACGCUUGGCAAUUUCCGCACUUCAAUGCUUUUUCGACUAUGGUUGCUGAUGAUUAUAAGCAGUGUGGCUACCAAAUGGCAUCAUGGAAGAGGCCUGCUUUGAAUGCUCGAGUUGCUCUACGUUAUUCUUUGCUCUUCCUUCCUUUAUGCUAUGGUUUCGUCUGGUCUGGAAUUGUCAAUCCUUCGUAUAUGGUUGGUGCUUCAGCCGCCAAUUUUUAUUUGAUCGCAAAAGCCUGGCAAUUUUACAGAAAUCCUCAGAAAACAAAUGCUCGUUCAUUAUUCUUUGCAAGUCUACUACAUCUACCUUUAAUUUUUAUCUUGACUUUAGCAAGCCACAUGUUUAAAGUUUGGAAAGACGCUGAAAAUUUAGAACCGGAGAACCCAUCAUCUGGUGAUUAAAUCACCACUCUUUUUCGUCUAUGAAUUAAAAAGAAAGCUAUAAUGUUGUAUAUUCCCCACUUGCUUCCCACUAUACAGUAAUAUAUUUACUUAAAUUAGCAUGCUCGCUCAUAUGUGGCUAGUGUUUUAUUUUUUUUUGUAUACAUGUAAAGUAUUUUGUUUCAAGGUAGACGAAAUGACCGAAACUGGUUGUACAGAAUGACA
Molecule: messenger RNA, 1854 nt
Organism: Schizosaccharomyces cryophilus OY26
Lineage: Eukaryota; Fungi; Ascomycota; Schizosaccharomycetes; Schizosaccharomycetales; Schizosaccharomycetaceae
Product: protoheme I Xfarnesyltransferase
Exons: 1
Coding region: 520-1650 (376 amino acids)
Biological process (GO): heme biosynthetic process
Cellular component (GO): membrane; mitochondrion
Molecular function (GO): protoheme IX farnesyltransferase activity
Source: RefSeq, a predicted model, not a curated record